CGCCAGACAGAGAAAACGGGUUUUCCGGCUCCAAAAACCGCUGUAUUGCUGGUCCUCAGCUGAGGUGAGUGAGAUGUCGUCGCUGCCCGUGCUUUCCCAGAUCGCCACAGCUCUUGGUGUGGCGUCUGUGAGUGCGCUGGCGGCACCGCAGCGACUCAAAGGCAUCGGAGAGAGCCUGGCGCCGCUGCUCAGCCUCAGGUGUGUCUGUGCAUUGGAAUGCAAUGCACACUCGCAAGCAGACAGACAGACAGACAUGGAUGAAACGACAAACGGGCGCUGAGGAUGGUGCUGGCAUGUUUGUCGCAUGAUUGAGAGUUGGUCGAUGUUGACGCGGUUCAUUUCAUGAGAGUCCGACCGACUUCGUUGUCCCCCCCCAUGGAUGAAACGAAGAUGGAAGAUCUGCGGCAUGGCAGAUCUAUCUGCUGGGCAUGUCUGUGUGUAUGUUUGUGUAUUUCAGCUGGGGCAUCUUGUUCGGUUCGCAAGUAUGGGUCUCGCUGGUCAGUGGCAUCAUCAUGUUCCGCACUGGUGAGCGGAGUGCAACCUUGCACACUGACGAGUGUGUUUGGGGCAAGGCAACGGCUGAGUUGUGUGUGUUUGUAGUGCCUCGUCACACCUUCGGCAAGUUGCAAAGCAAGCUCUUUCCCGCUUAUUUCCAGCUGUCCACCAUCUGCUCGUCCCUCCUCACCAUCGCCACAGCCGUCCUGAUGCCGUCAAACCGCCUUCUUCACACCUGUGCUGGCCUAUCGCUGGCCUCCUCUCUCGUCAACCUGGUGUACCUGGAGCCUCAGACUACCGCCACCAUGUACGAGAGGCACGCGAUUGAGAGGGAGCUGGGCAUCGGGGUCAGCAUGAAGGACGACCCCGCCAGUGUGGAGAAGGCCAAGGCCAACACCGAGCUGCAGCGGCUCAACAAGAAGUUCGGGAUGUACCACGGCAUCUCGUCACUGAGCAACCUUAUCGGGUUGGCGGCUCUCUUUCCCUUCGCCUGGGCCAUCAAGCCAGAGCGGAGAGCAGGGAGGACUGUGUAGUAGAUAAGAUAAGAUUAUGGGGACCAGACCAGACCACAUCGCUGGUACGUACAUGCAUACAGACAGUUGUGGAUAUGUGUGUGUGCUGAUGUCAUUGAUGUAUGGCCGAAGGAUGGAUGGAUGAGACAGACAGACAGACAGACACCGACUAAGCCAGCGAGACCGAUCGAUUAUUAAUCGAUUGUGGUUACGUGACAGUGAGUUUUAAAAGAAUAUAUGAGUG
Vitrella brassicaformis is the source of this 1251-nucleotide messenger RNA. Lineage: Eukaryota; Vitrellaceae. The record is from the annotation of a GenBank genome assembly.